Erythranthe guttata (spotted monkey flower) is the source of this 1910-nucleotide messenger RNA. NCBI's taxonomy places the organism in Eukaryota, Viridiplantae, Streptophyta, Magnoliopsida, Lamiales, Phrymaceae. The record is from RefSeq and is a predicted model, not a curated record.
AUGGCAGAUCUCUCUUUACUCCUCCUCCUCCUCUUUCCGUCCAUCUUCCUCCUUCACAGCCUCUACCGCCGCCUCCGCUUCCGCCUCCCACCGGGACCCCGCCCGUGGCCGGUGGUCGGAAACCUCUGCCAGGUCAAACCGGUUCAGUUCCGGUGCUUCGCGGAGUGGGCCGGGUCGUACGGCCCGAUCAUGUCCGUGUGGUUCGGGUCGACGCUAAACGUCGUCGUUUCGAACUCGGAAUUAGCGAAGGAAGUCCUGAAGGAGAAGGAUCAGCAGCUCGCCGGCCGCCACCGGAGCAGGUCGACGGCGAAGUUCAGCAGAGACGGCCAGGAUCUGAUAUGGGCCGACUACGGGCCCCACUAUGUGAAGGUGAGGAAGUUUUGUACGGUGGAGCUUUUCUCGCCGAAGCGGCUCGAAGCUUUGAGGCCCGUUAGGGAAGAUGAAGUCACGGCUAUGGUGGAAUCUAUUUACCGAGAUUGUGUUUAUCCAGUAAACUCAGGGAAGAGUUUGGUAUUGAAGAAAUAUAUAUACGCAGUGGCAUUCAACAACAUAACAAGACUUUCAUUUGGUAAAAGAUUUGUGAAUUCCAAAGGUAUAACCGACAAGCAAGGCCACGAGUUGAACGAGAUAUUCGAAAAAGAAUUCGAUUUCGAUUCUUCCUUCAUGAUUGUCGCCGAGCACAUUCCGUGGCUCCGUUGGAUGUUCCCGAUAGACGAGAAAAAGUUUGUCGAACUGGAAGCUCGAAGAGACCGAUUCACGCGUGAAAUAAUGGAAGAGCACACGCUCGCGCGCCGGAAAAGUGGUGGGGCCCCCAAACAACACUUCUUUGAUGCUUUGGUCACGUUAAAAGACCAAUAUGACCUCAGUGAGGACACCAUCAUCGGCCUUCUUUGGGACAUGCUCGUUGCAGGAAUAGACACGAUUGCAAUAUCCGUCGAGUGGGCGAUGGCCGAACUAAUCAAGAACCCGAGGGUGCAGCGUAAGGCCCGCGAGGAGCUCGACCGUGUAAUCGGAACCCAACGCAUAAUGAACGAACCCGACUUGUCAAACCUCCCAUAUCUACAAAGCAUAGUCAAAGAGUCACUAAGAUUGCACCCACCGACUCCUCUCAUGCUCCCACACCAACCGAACGAAAACGUCAAAAUCGGCGGCUACGAUAUCCCGGCAGGGUCCGUCGUCCACGUCAACGUGUGGACCAUAGGGCGGGACCCACAGGUGUGGGAGAACACUACAGAAUUUAGGCCCGAGAGGUACGUUGAGGAGGAUGUUGAUAUGAAGGGCCACGAUUUCCGACUGCUCCCGUUUGGUGCCGGGAGAAGAGUGUGCCCCGGUUCGCAGCUGGGCGUAAAUUUGGUGACAUCGAUGAUUGGUCAUCUUCUGCACCACUUCGAGUGGGCCCCACCUAAGGGCGUGUCUGGGAAGGAGAUCGAUAUGGAAGAAACUCCCGGUUUGGUGACUUACAUGCGGACUCCGUUGGAGGCCGUGGCUACUCCUCGAUUGCCCGAGUUUCUAUACAAGCGCACGGCUGCGGACUUGUAAUAAAUUGUUCGAUUCGAAAUAAUUCGACUGUUUCAGACAGUUUGUACUUAUAUAUAUGAACUAUAAAGUGUGUUUUCUUGCAUUGUAAGUAUGUAAUAUGUUUCUCUUAAUGAUUAAAAAAAAUAGAUUAAUUAUAUAUUAUGAAUAAAAAGAGAAACAUUAAAUAUUAAUAGUAAGAAGAUAAUAUACACAUGGGACAAAUGCUAGAAGCAGUUCACAAGUGACUACAAAUAAGUAAUAUACAGCUGAAACAAUACUGCCAAUUAGAUAGCCCAAAUACACUCAGAGAGUUACCACAAGCUAUAAGAUCAGUAAUCAUAACUCUUAACAACGAAAAUAACACACGGAAGAAGACGAAAAACUAAAUAAAA